AUGAAGGACCCCUUCUUCAUCGAGCCACUACCAUGGCUUGUCAAGGCGACACAGCCUUUGGCUGACUACUUCUCGCUCCCGACUCUGCCGAUACACGUUCACGAGGUCUUCGCCUCCGCCUUGCUGUACUCAGUCAUAUACUAUCCAAUUUCGCCACUACUGUCACGUUUGAUCGUUGGCCGCAAAUACCUCGACCUUCCCCGGAAGAGAAGGAUCAAUUGGGAUGCUCACGUUGUCUCUCUCGUCCAGAGCACUCUUAUAAACGCCCUGGCCCUUUGGGUCAUGUUUGUGGAUGAGGAGCGCAGCCAGAUGGACUGGCAAGCGCGUAUGUGGGGAUACACUGGUGCCGCUGGUAUGAUCCAGGGCCUCGCUGCUGGCUACUUUCUUUGGGACCUAGUGGUAACGAGCUGCAACAUGGACGUCUUUGGCUUUGGCACAUUGGCUCAUGCCAUCAGCGCCCUAUUUGUCUACUCGCUAGGAUUCCGACCUUUUCUCAACUACUACGGCUGUGUUUUCAUCCUUUGGGAACUGUCAACGCCCUUCCUCAACAUCCAUUGGUUUUUCGACAAGCUAGGAAUGACUGGGUCCCGCGCGCAAUUGUACAACGGCUUGAUGCUUCUAUUCACUUUUUUUUCCUGCCGUCUUGUCUACGGAACAUACCAAUCGGUUAAGGUGUUUUCGGAUAUUUACGCCGCCAUCAACGCUCACCCUGUACUGCCCAAGGAGAUAUCCCCAGAAACGGGCGCCAUUCUUGCUCCGACAGGCGUGAUGAGAUUUGCGACAGAUGCGUCGACUGUUCCGACGUGGCUGGCAGUGACGUACCUGAUCAGCAACCUGACCCUCAACAGCCUUAACUUCUACUGGUUCGUCAUGAUGAUUCACGCGGUUCGCAAGAGGUUCCAGCCGGCCAAGUCGACAGACAAGGCAGCUCAAAUCGAGCCUUCGUCUACAAAGGUUACCGCGCGAUCUGGGCAAACCCCCGUUCGUCGGCGCAAAGCAUAA
Messenger RNA from Colletotrichum higginsianum IMI 349063, 1002 nucleotides. Its product is annotated as TLC domain-containing protein. The record is from RefSeq and is a predicted model, not a curated record. The transcript is spliced from 2 exons. Lineage: Eukaryota; Fungi; Ascomycota; Sordariomycetes; Glomerellales; Glomerellaceae. Gene Ontology annotation, cellular component: membrane; endoplasmic reticulum. Gene Ontology annotation, biological process: lipid homeostasis. The coding region runs from base 1 to 1002 and encodes 333 amino acids.